This is a messenger RNA of Neltuma alba, 1542 nucleotides long. RefSeq names its product F-box protein At4g00755. The record is from RefSeq and is a predicted model, not a curated record. NCBI's taxonomy places the organism in Eukaryota, Viridiplantae, Streptophyta, Magnoliopsida, Fabales, Fabaceae. Gene Ontology annotation, molecular function: protein binding. The coding region runs from base 215 to 1312 and encodes 365 amino acids. The transcript has 6 exons.
UUUCUUCCACUCGUACGCCAUCUCUCUCUCACCCCCUUCCCUCUCUCCUCCUCCCUUCCUUCUGUCACCAACAAUCCUCUCUGUCCCUCAAUUUCUUCAUGUCUUCCUUCUAGGGCUUCCUUUUCGGACGUGCACGUAUUCCGGCGUACGACGAAGUUCAGGUUGUCAGGCUUGUAAAAGAACUUGUUAUUUCUCAUACACCUACCACCCCAAUAUGGGAUCUUCUGUGGAUUUCAUCUAUUGGCUUGAUCCUGACAUGUCGCACAAGAUUCUCACGUGUCUGGAUGAUCCGUCUGACCUUGUCCGAGUUAGUUGUGUCUCGCGUUCUUGGCGACACUAUGUGAUUAGAAAAGGUCUUUGCAAACAGCUAUGCUUGAGAAUGUUUCCUCAAUUAUCUAGAGCCUCAUAUGUUGUUGAAAUGAAUAAAAGUGGAUCAAAGGAACCUGAAGUUGGAUCUAGCUAUUCUAUGGAAUGCCAAUCUCUAGAAAAGGACCAUAGAGUCUAUGCUUAUUUAGCUAGAGCCUGCACAUCAUUUGCUAUUGUGGGUUGCAUUCAAGAGACAAUUGGUGCUUCUAGCACUGAUAAUUUUCCAGAGGAAAGCAUUGAUAAUACAUUAGAUGCAAGAGAUGAUAUUGGUGGGAGAGCUUCGUACUGGUCCAGUAAAGGGCAAAAAAAUCCUGACGUGCCUGAGACACUAACUUACAAGUUGGUCUGCCCAAUUUGUGUUAUUACGGAAAUUAGUGUUCACCCUUUCCAAGCCUUUUUUCAGCCAGGGUUUCCUAUAUAUUCAGCAAAAUCUGUUCGAAUCAAAAUGGGUCAUCCUAAUCGCUCUUUAGACACCUCUGCUGAUGAAAAGUAUGUAUGGACCUACAUUUCUCCGGAGUUUCCAAUGGCUCAGGAAAACCGGUUACAGAAGUUCAAGCUGCCACAACCAGUGCUUUGUAUUGGUAGGAUCUUGCAGAUUGAGCUUUUGGGAAGGAUUCAGAGACAAGAAAUGGACAACUUGUUCUACAUUUGUGUCUCUCAUGUUCAAGUUGUGGGCCGCCCACUGUCUCCUGCGUUUAGUGUUGAAAUUCGUGAACCAUCUUCUGGAACAUUUCUGCUCAAGUGUGAUCAGCUGGCCAAGUGUCCCACCCAACCAGCCUUUUCUAACGAGUCUCAUGCGAUACCCCCUGAUUAUGUGCAGAGGCGAAUUAGAGAUUUUCAACAGAUUGUGACAAUGUUGCGGGAAAAUGUUGUCGAGGUUGUCGAAGAAGAGGAUUGGGAUGAGGAUGAGGAAGUUGAUGACUUUGAAGACGCAUAUGCCCUUUGAUCUUUUUUUAUGCCUAAUAAGUGCUUUUAUAAUCCCCUCCCAAAACAAUAAAGAAAAGGGGGACAUAGUAUCUCUCCAGGUAUGGUUUGGUUUGCACCGCAAUCGUUAUCCUUUUUGUCCUCUUUUGUGUGUGUAGCCUUUGAUUAAAUGCUUACCUUUGGAAUUGAAGUUAAAGUUCCCUGCCCUGUGGUCUAAUUUCUGAAUUAAUUUAGGCAUCUACUUUUCUGGUU